ACUAAUAUAAGCAUGAGAGGAAGUAUUACUGUAUUUCUUACUUUAUCACUCUGUUUACUUUUAACACUGGCUUUAAAAAUCAUUUCCCUGCAUACUAUAUUACACAUUCUGGGUUUAAGCUUCUUUUUUUGUGCUUGUGGUUUACUCGUUCCCCCACCUUCCCCUCUAAGUGCGAGCAGCAGCACUCUCAGACAGAGAAAGGAAGGACCGACAGCAGCGAGUGAGCAGGAGAAAGAAGAAGCGUGAGAGCAAGAGAAAGCGUGAGAGCGAUAGACGGAAGACAGAAGACAGGUCUGUGACAGACAGCUCCCAUUCCAGUAACAUGACUAGGGGAGAGGAGAAGACAGCAACUUGGACAUAAAGCGAAAAACAGUAAAAAGUGUCUGGAAAAAGAGUGAAGAAAAAAGACGCAUGCAUGCAGAGAUACAACAGCUGUUUCUGCCGCGAAUGAGUUAACAGAGCUGAAGAUAUAAGCCCUGAACCUUUCGAAGAGAAAAAAGAGGAAGUGAAAAAAAAAAAACACGCACACGAUGACCACCUUUAACCACACUGGAAUGCUGUUGAACACAUCCAUCGGCCCACAGAGAGACUCAGACCUCAACCAAUCGUGUUCUUUGGAGGAGGAAUCGCUGCGUGUGCCUUUUGCUGUUCUGUACUCCCUCCUCUUCCUGUUUGGCCUGGCAGGGAAUGUUCUAGCCCUCUGGGUCUUCCUCUUUCUGCACUCGCGCCACAACUCCGUCCGGGUUUUUCUAAUCAACGUAGCUCUGGCUGACCUGGUGCUGGUGGCAUGCCUACCGUUUCGUGUCCUCUACCACGCAAUGGGCAACUACUGGCCGCUGGGUCCACGCAUGUGCAAGGUUGUGGGCAACCUCUUCUACAUGAACAUGUAUGUGAGCAUCACACUGCUGGGCCUCAUCAGCCUGGACCGAUAUGUGAAGAUUCAAGGAGUGCGGAUGGCCUGCUGCCGCCGCUGGCUGAGGGGUAGCGCCUGGAGCGUGGCGGCUUGUGUAUUUCUGUGGGUGGGCUCUCUGGUGGCUGUGGUGCCUAUGAUCGCCCUGGCUGAAGGAAAUGAGGAGCAGGGAAAGUGCUUCCAGUACAAGGCUCGCACAAAGGCCCGCGGAAAGGCCUAUUUCAAUCUCCUCCUGGUGGGCGUCUUCUGGCUGGUGUUUAUUCUGCUGGUGGCUUCAUACGCGCGAAUUGCUUUGCGUCUCUUACGAGCGUCACGUGACAAACCGGACCUGCCCAAUGCUAUGCGUUACAGCCGCACGGCUAAGAAGUCCUUUGUGGUGCUAUUCCUGUUCACCAUCUGCUUUGUGCCGUAUCACUCUUUCAGGGGCUUCUACAUACAGUCCCAGUUGAGCGAGACAUCCUGCGAGAUGCGGCGUCUCAUGGACCGAACCAACGAAGUCAUGCUGCUCUUCUCAGCCCUCAACAGCUGCCUGGACCCGGUGAUGUACUUCAUGCUCUCGGGAUCAGUGCGCAAGGCUGCGAUCAGAGCCUUGUCUCGGGUGUGCCAGGUUCAGCCGGAUCACACAAAUAUGGUCAACAGCUCCACCACAGAGUUCCGCAGGACGUCACUAUCGCAGGCCUCCACCACCGCACUGGCUACGCCACGCGGGAGCGUAGGGCUCAUAACCACCCUUCGUACCACCCCUUCCCAUCCAAAGGGCAGGCGGUAAAAAGAAGAAGAAAGUAAGGUCCUGCAAACAUCCUGCAAUAAAAGGCCUAGCCUUUCUGAUGGGUUGCAGAAGAAUGCAAAAGCAGAGUUCAUAACAAUUCCUGACAGUAUCUCCUACAGUAUGUAUUCAAUAUCUACUUUAUGUUCUUCUACUGUAUACAUGAGGCAAAAGGAAUAUGCAGGAAUCUCUUUCUGACUAUGAACUGUGAUGGGAAAAGCUGGAUUACUAAGUUCAGUAAGAAAAAAAAAAGACAAAAGACUCCAGGAAAAACAUCUGUCCUGGAAAAAAUACAACAGAAUUCUAGUACUAGUGCAAAAAAGCGACAGCGACAGCUGUGGAGACUUGCCGAAGCCAAUAAGUGACUUGCUGCAGUGAGAAUGCAACAGAUUGGAGAUUCUGACACUCUCAGAUAAUAGGAACACUUGUGCAUUAUAAGGAACAAAAGAUCAAUUUUUAAGGGACUUGUGUACAUAUUCGGUGAGCCACAGUGGUAGUGCUAGGAGGCUGGGGCUUACACACACUUACGUCCUUUAUUUCUCAUGUUCUUUAUUCAAACCUGCAUAUAUUGUGUAAAAUAUUUACUAAAAACUAAAACAUGAUAUUUAGGUUAAGCUUGUUGAUUGGUCAUGCACAGUACAGUCAAAAAACUGACACAGCUAGCUGGUUCCAUUAACAUUACUGUUAAUUGUUAGUCUAUUGUACGCCUGAAUGAUAUGCUUAAAUCUUGAGCUGUCCAUAUCUUUUGUUUUGUCAUGAUGAACUAUUGUCUCUGAAUGAUACAAAUGAUACAAUCCCCCAAAAAUUCCUGUGAUGAAUUCCAUUAUUAAAUUACAUUAUACAGUUUUCCUAAGAUUUUAUAAUACAGACAAUAUUAAAAUAAAGAAAUAUAAUAAUGCACUUAUACCUUAUGUCAUAAAAACAAUUAACUAGACAACAUAAAUCUUCUGUAGUUGAAACACUUAUUUAAAACACACACGAAACCUUUUUUAAUGCCUCAUACUGUACUUCUCUAACAUGUUGGUGUCAGCCUGUAGCAAAGAAGAGGAGCCCCACUGUCCAUCUGUCCGAAGCCUAAGGGAGGGUCUCUGGCAGUAAUCCCACUUUAAUCACAGACGUCUGUCUCGUUAGAAAAGGACUGCCCCCUCUGAAAUAUACCAGACCACACCUCUCAGGGCUGUUAUUUAUAAGGAUGGGCAGUCUAAUGGUACUUUUUGUAAAACAAAAAAAUAUAUAUAU
Molecule: messenger RNA, 2915 nt
Organism: Astyanax mexicanus (Mexican tetra)
Lineage: Eukaryota; Metazoa; Chordata; Actinopteri; Characiformes; Acestrorhamphidae
Gene: gpr34a
Product: G protein-coupled receptor 34a
Exons: 2
Coding region: 531-1679 (382 amino acids)
Biological process (GO): G protein-coupled receptor signaling pathway
Cellular component (GO): membrane
Molecular function (GO): G protein-coupled purinergic nucleotide receptor activity
Source: RefSeq, a predicted model, not a curated record